UCUUCAAUAACAAUUUAACAUUUAAAAUAAGUCUCUGUCGGUUUAAAUUGGAGUGCAGAGCUCAGCACUGCUCCUCCUGGCUGCAGCUGCGCCCUGACGCAUAAUGAAAAUAUAAUAAAUCCAAGAGGAUAUAUUAACCACAGCAAGACAGACCGCAAACUGUACGGAUUUCAUUUAUCCUAAACUGAAUUAUCACCACAGUCAAGGCUUUGUUUCAUUUUCCUGGUAGGAUGUCAUCUGAAAGUGCUGCGUCAUCCAAAGCUGUUCCGCCAUCUUUAGUAUCAAAGAACGAUCCUUUGAGGAUUGUUCUGCUGGGCAGCACCGGGUCGGGCAGAAGCUCCUCUGGAAAUACUAUCCUGGGUAGAGCAGCCUUCUGGGUGGAGUUGUCCCCCUCCUCUGUAACCGCAAAGUGCAGGAGACAAACCGGGACAGCAGGCGGUCGGAGUGUCUCAGUCAUCGACACCCCGGGGUUCUUCCAUACAAACCUGUCUCCAGAGGACGUCGUGGCAGAGGUGGGUCAGAGCGUUCGUUUAUACUCUCCAGGACCCCAUGUGUUCCUGGUGACCCUGCGGCUCGGCAGGUUCACCCAGGAGGAGAGAGAGUCCUUGGAGUGGAUGAAGGUCAUGUUUGGGCCGGAGGUAUCCAGGUUUACCGUGGUCCUGUUCACCUGGGGGGACCAGCUGAGGGGCAAAAGUGUUGAAUCCUUCCUGGAAGACAGUCCAGAGCUGUCCCUGUUUGUCAGCAGUUGCCGUGGUUAUCACGUCUUUGAUAACAGCAACCAGGAAGAGAACUCAGCAGGAUCUGAGCAAGUCGUGCAACUUCUGGAGAAGAUUGACCAGAUUAUUUCAAACAACCAAGGUGGUUGGUACAGCAAUGAUAUGUAUAUGGAGGCUGAGAGCGCCAUAAGGGAGGCACGGGAGAGGCUGCAGGAGGAGAGGGGACAUCGACUUCAGCUGGAGACAGAAGGAGAGGAUGAGAAGGUAGCAGAUGGGGAGCGGAAGGAGGAAGAAGAGGCCAGGAGGAGAGCUGAGAGGCUUUUCUGGUGUGAGCUCCUGACCGCAGUGGGCAGAGGAGCCGCGGAGGGGGCGGGCAUCGUGACCAAGGACAAAAGCAAACCAGUCAAGAAGGUAAAAGUGGUAGAAAAGGCGAUGGGUCUGGCGGCGUCACCUCUAUCCAUCAAAUCAGCCGCAAAGGUGCUGGAAGGAGCCGUGAAAGAAGGGAGCAAGGUGCUGCAGAAACACAAAAAGACUCUGCUGCACUGAGACAGUUGAUGUUUAUUACAAAGAAGUGAUUUGUGAAAUCUCUGCACAUCCUAAGGGCACUUUAAGACUGUGGAAUAAUGUUUGAAUGUUUCACCUCGAUCUGACAGCAAAAUAUAAUAUCUUUGAGACAAGAAAAUUAGUUGGCUGAUAAACAAAUAAAAGUGGAUCUGUGAACACUUUUCUUACUUCUGAAAUAAAAACAGAAAUUAGACAUCAUGGCUAUGGAUAGAAACAACACUGCAGCUUCUUUGGCUUUUCAUUAUAAGAAAAUGAUAUUUAGCCCUUUUUUCCCUUAUAAUAAUAAUAAAAAAAAAACAAAAUACAAAAGACACAGUAAACAAGACGAGAAAAAGUAACAUAAAUG
Molecule: messenger RNA, 1626 nt
Organism: Cyprinodon tularosa
Lineage: Eukaryota; Metazoa; Chordata; Actinopteri; Cyprinodontiformes; Cyprinodontidae
Product: GTPase IMAP family member 7-like
Exons: 2
Coding region: 231-1262 (343 amino acids)
Molecular function (GO): GTP binding
Source: RefSeq, a predicted model, not a curated record